This is a messenger RNA of Fusarium sp. VM40, 2082 nucleotides long. Lineage: Eukaryota; Fungi; Ascomycota; Sordariomycetes; Hypocreales; Nectriaceae. The record is from the annotation of a GenBank genome assembly.
AUGAGUUCCCUUUCAGCUCCUAGAAUCCGUCGCACGGCGCAAAAUACACAAUUCACAUACAACCUCUCGCGACGCGUCAACGAUGUCCAAACUUACCCAGUUUACUCUCCCCAAGGAGCUAGCAUCCUCAUAUACGGCCACGAGAACGGUGUGACGGUCGCAUGGCGAGGAGGCAGGCGAUUCAAGACUACCAAGAAGGCGUCUCAAAACCAAAAACAGAACGGAACUGCCGAGGACUCGGUCAUGAUCAUUGAUUCGGAUGACGACGAACCACAAGCAAAGUCGAAGACCGCAUCCCACUAUGAGGACAAACCCCAGUUUGAAGACGAUGUGGAGGAUAGCCCUUACCCGGAAAUUGUACAAACUCUGGAUCUUGCGCUUCGGACUGCAGUUCUGAAGGUUGCGGUCAUGCCCAUGACCCCAACACCGGCUGAGGAGGCCGCAUGGGGAGGGGCCAAGGUCUUGACCGAGAAGAUGGUAUUCACUGUGUCGUGCGUCACCAACGACGUGUAUGUCAUUACGCUUCCUCUCACCCCUCCCUCGCCAGAAAGCAAGGCCAGGCCAGAGCUCAGAAACGAUCUCCUGGCAGGCAAGGCUGGAUCUGGAGCUUGGGGUGAAUCUCUCAUCCUGCUUAGCGGUCAGAACAGGCAUAGCGAGGGCAUUGCCAUUAACCUCGUCAUGCCUACUGCUACUGAGCGACCGGGCACAAAACCCAGGGCAGUUGUUGCAUCGCACUCCCGAGAGGCGUCUGGUGUACUACGAUUCUGGGAAGUGUCUUUGGAUGCCAGUGAUAGACCCUCCAAGGCCGUCGAACCUUUUCAGACCGAGUAUUUGCCCAACCCCCUCACAAGUAUAUCUUUCAACUCAACACACACCACACAGUUGCUUGCCGUCUCAGCACUACAGGGAGUUCGAAUCUACGAUUUUGCUCGACCUUCUUUCACCGAUACAGAUGCUACCGGACCAUUCCCUGUUCAAGGAUCUUGGUCGCUCUCUAUGUACCAACCCUUUGCUCGACCUUCAUCUACAAGGAAACCCAUUAUUGGCGCAGCUUGGAUAGCACAUGGCCGCGCUAUACUAGUUCUCCUUGCUGAUGGUAUGUGGGGUAUCUGGGACGUUGAUGGUGUCAGUCCUGCUGGCCCAGGUGCUGUGCUCUCAAGCAAGCUACAGCCUGGAGUCAAGGGAGCUGCAUUGACGACAUUCAGCGCCUCUGGCUACGUGGAGGGAACGAGCUCUCUCCGAACAGUUACGACACAGAACAAGGAACACAGCACUGGGGAGUUUGCACCUAUGACUCCUCAUACUCGACGACAAGCUACUGCAUCCCUGAGCUCUGCCAUAGGGCUUGACCGCCUGGCUACUGUCCGAGGCGGUAUAAAGGUGUUGUCUUUGCCAUCGAGUGGAAGCGCAAUCCAAGACGAGACAGUCGUUCUAUGGGUCGGUGGUCUAGAGCACGUAUGCGUCAUUCCCGGAAUAUCGCGAUUCUGGGAUUCUGAACUUCGAAAGACUGGUGGGACGAGUGGUGACAUCUUUAGCGGAGCACAGCCUGUUAAAAUGAUUAAGCUUUUAGAUUUAACGACUGGCUUGCUAGGCGAAAGAUGCUGUGGCGUGGGCUUGUUGAUAGACCCAGACCAUGCCAGUGCCAUCCAAGAUGGCGAACUACCUGCCGAUGUCAUUGUGCUUGGCGAGUCCAGGAUAGUUGUUGUUCGGGAGAGAGAGGACGGGCAUGGCAAGAUUGUUGGUACUGUGGCCAAUGCCCGGAGACGGAAUCUAUUUUCGAAGGGAGAGAAGUCAGAUGCUAUCAUUGUGCAUGGCAAGGAAACAAGACCAGCGAAAUCACUGUUCAACCUGAGCACUGCGAAGCCGGGAACACUACGACUCGGGAGACAUGACGCCAUGGACGACUCGGACAAUUUUCUACCAUCACGACCGACUGUUGGAUUCGACUUUAUGGACACGCUCAAUGCGGCAGCAGACCUCACAGCCGAUUUCGAGGGGCGAAAUGUGGAAGUUGAGAUGUUGGACAUCAUGGAGAUCGACAAGACGCUUGCGAGCAUGGAUAAUGGCCGAACAAGGUCAUGA